Candidula unifasciata is the source of this 492-nucleotide messenger RNA. The record is from the annotation of a GenBank genome assembly. Lineage: Eukaryota; Metazoa; Mollusca; Gastropoda; Stylommatophora; Geomitridae.
AUGAAGUUACCCCCAGGCGGUGAUAUCGACCUGCUUAUGAUUGGUAAGACAGGACAUGGCAAAAGCUCUACAGGAAACUCAAUCUUGGGACAGGACCUGUUUAAUUGUUCAGAAAGCGGAGAGUCUGAAACCAGUAAAAAUGGAGUGGGAUGGGCUGAAAUUGAUGGCCGCACCAUCAAAGUUGUAGACACUCCUGGCGUGUGUGACACUAGAAAUGAUGCAGCUUCUGUUGACCUUGCCAUAGAGUAUAUCAGUACAGCAAUAGCCUAUUGUCCAGAGGGAUUUCAUGCUUUGCUUCUUUUAAUACGCUUUCCAACCCGCAUGACAGAAGAGGAAAAAACAACAAUUGAACUCUUGAAACGGGUGCUGGGAGAAAAUAUUCUCAAGUCCCAUUGUAUUGUUGUUUUCACUUAUGGGGAUGUAUUUUAUAGGAAAAUGGCAGCAAAGGAAACCACUUUUGAUGAAUGGUGCAAACGUCAGGUCGGGUUUUAA